GUCAAAUUAGACACCUUUGUCCAAGGCAUGUUUGGAAACUAAUGAUGUUUUCAUAUGCAGUGAGUCCUCAUGCAGCUAUAUAAAGUGCCCCAUAUUUUUGCACUCUGACCAUGCAUCCUGCUCCUCAAGGCCACGGCAUACAAGAUUUCUGGGUUUACCGAAUUUGUCUCGCAUCUCGCUCCACUCUUGAUUGCAUGCUCCAAAUUGUCAUGGAUUGCUUCGCUAGCUUGAUGCCAUGCUGGAUUAAGCAAUGCUUAGGAUCAAUUAGGAGCGACAUCCAGAAGGAACAGGUCAUAUUCUUCGCCGACGCCGAAAGAGGACCGAACAAUCUGAUGAUAACAUUUCUUCGCGACCGUUUCUAUGACCGCUUCACUUGGACCGAGUUCAAGUCCCUUGGGCCGCCAGCGAUGGCUGCAGUGGUUCGGGCAGGGUGGAGAUGUGUGGCGUUGGAUCAGAUAGCGGAGUCAAUACGUGCAGGGCGGUUCGACGAGAAGGAACUGGGUAAACUUCUAAAUGAAGCCAGGGAGAGGAGGAAGCGGGUUUCCAUUCGCAAACCUUCGGAUCCAGUUAGCGUUUUUGAAAUAGACUAGGCUGGAGGAUUGGAUGGCCAAUUGCUCCAAGCCACUAGCGAUAGUAGCCAGGCAUGUAUAGAUGCAGC
Messenger RNA from Aspergillus sclerotioniger CBS 115572, 658 nucleotides. RefSeq lists its product as uncharacterized. The transcript is spliced from 3 exons. The record is from RefSeq and is a predicted model, not a curated record. Bases 111 to 590 code for a protein of 159 amino acids. NCBI's taxonomy places the organism in Eukaryota, Fungi, Ascomycota, Eurotiomycetes, Eurotiales, Aspergillaceae.